CGGCUCACCGCCCAGGCGGCUUGGCAUUACUGGACCUCCAUUGACUGCGUCAACACCCUGUCGCCUAUCCACCAGAGUGAAGCUUCACUUUCAUUCCUCCAGAUCUCCUUCUAUCCGUCAAAUCUAUCUUACGGAGUUCCAGUUCGGACUAUUUACUAAGUACAAAGCUCGUGGAGGUAAAAAGUCGACUCUAUGGCGGACCGCUAUUCGUUUUCUUUGACCACCUUCUCCCCCAGUGGGAAGCUGGUUCAGAUUGAAUAUGCCUUGAACGCUGUCAACCAGGGUGUAACUGCCCUUGGAAUCAAAGCUACCAACGGAAUUGUUCUUGCCACCGAAAAGAAGUCUUCCUCGCCCCUCAUUGACCCCCCCUCGCUCUCCAAGAUCUCGUCGAUUACUCCCGACAUCGGUAUGGUCUACGCCGGAAUGGGCCCAGACUACCGUGUUCUGGUUGAUAAGGCACGUAAAGUUUCUCACACCGGCUACAAGCGCAUCUACAACGAAUACCCGCCAACCCGGAUACUGGUGCAAGAUGUUGCACGUGUCGUGCAAGAAGCAACACAGUCAGGUGGUGUCCGGCCAUAUGGUGUUAGUUUGUUGAUUGCGGGCUGGGAUGAAGGUGUCGAGCCUGAGACAGGAGAAGCCCAGCGGGGUGAUGAUGAGGAGCUGAAGAAAGCAACUGGAAAGACGGGUGGUAUUCUUAAGGGUGGCCCCAGCUUGUACCAGGUCGACCCUAGUGGUAGCUACUACCCCUGGAAGGCCACGGCUAUUGGAAAGCACGCAACAAGCGCAAAGACUUUCCUUGAGAAGCGUUACACCGAAGGACUGGAGCUUGAAGAUGCCAUCCACAUUGCUCUCCUGACCCUGAAGGAGACUAUUGAGGGAGAGAUGAACGGCGACACAAUAGAAAUCGGAAUUGUUGGCCCACCCACCGACUCUCUGCUGGGCUACGAGGGUGUUGAAGGAGCCAGAGGACCUCGGUUUAGGACGCUGACCAAGGGGCAGAUUGAGGAUUAUCUUACCAGUCUAUGAUUGAUUCACGCCGGUAUGCAUAUUGGACUUUGUCGAGCCUUGUAAUUUAAUAGACAUUUAUCGAGUCUUGCGAGGUUCUCAUGAAGUAAAUGAUAUUUUCUCUCGCAGUUGGAGGGACUACACUGGUUUGAUGUCUUGAGGAAUAUCCUAGAAUUAUUUCUGGCUCUGAUUAUCGACCUCUUGUGCCUGCUAGCACUUGAUGCUACUGAAGCAACACGGUCGUCUUGACGAGUUCAGGUUUAUAACACAGCUCAUGAAAUGAAUGCAUUCUUCCAUUACGCCAAAUAUGCUGGAUAAUUCUGAUGUCACUGUAAACAAUUCCUACCAUCAGGCAAUAUCGUCUGCCUCUCCAUGUGGCAAACGC
Messenger RNA from Aspergillus wentii DTO 134E9, 1393 nucleotides. RefSeq names its product proteasome core particle subunit alpha 2 (gene pre8). The record is from RefSeq and is a predicted model, not a curated record. Gene Ontology annotation, biological process: ubiquitin-dependent protein catabolic process. Bases 193 to 1029 code for a protein of 278 amino acids. Gene Ontology annotation, cellular component: proteasome core complex; proteasome core complex, alpha-subunit complex. The transcript is spliced from 5 exons. Lineage: Eukaryota; Fungi; Ascomycota; Eurotiomycetes; Eurotiales; Aspergillaceae.